ACUUUCACAGCACCACAACAAAUAUAAAUACCGAUCAUCACAAAUCAACACGUCCAUUACAACAACAUUACAUCGAUAAUUACAAUGGCCCAUGAAUUUGUGCUGCAAUCUUCUCCUUCGGAUGCGAUCCUUGAGCGGAGGCUUCCCGUCCAAAAAUUUGAACCUUGUAUCUGGGCUGAUACUUUCACUGCAUUUUCUUUCGAUGUUCAGGCGCAAGAAGAGCGUUCCAAAGCCAUCGAAGCACUCAAGGAAAAAGUUAGAGAUUUGCUAAUUGCUGGAGGACAUAAUGCACUGGAUGAUAAGUUAAUAUUAAUCGAUACCGUGGAGCGUUUAGGAUUGGCCUAUCACUUUAAGCAAGAAAUAGAGGAGCAGCUCGAAAAGAUCGCUAGCAAUCACUCGGAACACCAUGACUUAUACAUCACUGCUCUGCAGUUUCGAAUUCUUCGGCAGAACCACUAUCCUGUUUCCUCAAGCGUGUUCAAUAAAUUUAAGGGUAAAGAUGGGAAGUUUGAUGAGAUGCUUAGUAGAGAUGCGAAGGGAUUGUUGAGCUUGCUCGAAGCAUCACAAGUGAGGAUUCAUGGCGAAGAUAUUUUAGAAGAGGGAUUAGUCUUCGCGACCCAUCAUCUUAAUAUUUUGGCGCCAACGUUGGAGGGUCCAUUUAAAGACCAAGUGAAUCGAGCUCUAGAGCAUCCGCCUCAUCGUGGUUUUUCAAGAAUAGAAGCGCGCAAAUAUAUUUCUUUCUAUGAGAGGGAUUCGUCUUACAACAAAUUGCUUCUAGAAUUAGCCGUAUUGGAUUUCAAUUACGCGCAAAAUCUAUACCGAAAAGAGCUCCAUGAUCUUUCUUGGUGGUGGAAAAACAUUGAUCUCAAGUCGAAGCUCCCUUAUGCUAGAGAUAGAGUAGUCGAGAACUACUUUUGGGCCUUGGGAGUGUAUUUCGAACCUCAAAACUCACUUAGUCGUCUAGCACUUGCGAAAUGCACAAUAAUAACCGCUGUGAUGGACGAUACAUACGAUAAUUAUGCAACAGUUGAAGAAGCAGAUAUCUUUAACGAGGUUAUACAAAGGUGGGAUAUCAAUGAAAUAGAUCGACUUCCAGAAUAUAUGAAAAUUGUCUAUAAGUUCAUUUGGAACACAUAUGAAGAAUUGGCAUGUGAGGCAUCCAAAGAGGGAAGAUCUUCUGUAAUGCCCUACAUCCGAGAAACGUUAAAAGAACUCAGUCGAGGUUAUAAUCAAGAGCUCAAGUGGUUUAUGAGGAUGGAGGUGCCCACACUCGAAGCCUACUACUCCAACACAAUUAUUACAGGCACCGUGUUCUUUAGUUGCGCGGCAACUUUGUUAGGGAUUAAAUCCGCAUCAGAACAAGUCUUCGAAUGGUUAAACAGUAGGCCUAAAUUUAUUAAAGCGUGCUCGAGGGUUGGCCGACUCCUAGAUGACAAAGGUUCACAUGAUCGCGAGGACCGUGGCGGGGAGCUCCUCACGGCAGUCACCAUGUACAUGAAACAACACGGCGCGACUAAACAAGAGACUUUGAACAAAUUUGCAGAAAUAGUUAAGGAUUCGUGGAAGGACUUUUAUGCAGAGUGGUGCAACUUGCCUUCGAUGGUUUCUUUCGAUGCUGCUAAUGUGUUUCUGGGCUUUGUUCAGAUGUCGGAGACUCUUUACAUGAAUUCACGAGAUGGGGUUACGAAUCCUAACUUCUUGGCUCCGGAUAUUGCUACCAUCCUUUUGGACCCCAUAGUCAUAUGAUUGAUUAUGUAUUCGAAUAAUACAUAGUUUCAUGUGUGUUUAUAUAUGAUUCAAAAGUAUUUGGAUCUUUCUAGGUUUUAAAAUAAUAAAAAUAAAUAUUCUCUUCGUUCCGGUUCAAA
Molecule: messenger RNA, 1865 nt
Organism: Andrographis paniculata
Lineage: Eukaryota; Viridiplantae; Streptophyta; Magnoliopsida; Lamiales; Acanthaceae
Product: gamma-cadinene synthase-like
Exons: 6
Coding region: 85-1746 (553 amino acids)
Biological process (GO): diterpenoid biosynthetic process
Molecular function (GO): terpene synthase activity; magnesium ion binding
Source: RefSeq, a predicted model, not a curated record